Molecule: messenger RNA, 2445 nt
Organism: Fusarium subglutinans
Lineage: Eukaryota; Fungi; Ascomycota; Sordariomycetes; Hypocreales; Nectriaceae
Product: fungistatic metabolite
Exons: 5
Coding region: 1-2445 (814 amino acids)
Source: RefSeq, a predicted model, not a curated record
AUGGUCAAACACACGAAUACCUUCCUCAGCCUGGUGGCUCUCGCAGCCUUAGUCGAGGGAUACUGGCGCAUGUCGUGCAGUAUCAUACAGACUGGCCGAGUUGAUCCCAUCAUUGCCCCUGGAACCUUCUCAGCACAUGUCCACAAGGUCUCUGGGGCCAGCAACAUCAACAUUGACUCCACUUUUGACAGUCUUCAGGCCUCAAGGUGUACUUCCUGCGAGGUCCAGGAUGAUAAAUCAGCUUACUGGACACCCCAACUCUUCUAUCAGCACGCGAAUGGGAGCUUCCAGAUGGUCCCUAACGGCGGGACUGUGAUAUACUACCUCGGGCGUGGAGAGAACAAGACAAACAUCGAACCAUUCCCUCCCGGAUUCAAGAUGCUAUCAGGAGACAACUUUGCUCGGUCUUAUGAUUCCAAGACAAAAACAUACAGUAACUCGAGGUUCUCAGGCCGCCCAGUGGCCGAUCGAGUGAGUUUUGCAUGUUUGGAUAGCUCAGGGCCUUCAAAGGAGCGUAGCUAUAUGUGGAAGACAGACUGUGAUAACGGCAUGAGAGCACAAAUUCAUUUCCAAUCAUGUUGGAAUGGACAGAAUUACCAGUCUGACCAAAGUCACGUCGCCUACAUGUCCUCAAUAGAUAAUGGUAUCUGCCCCCCGAGCCAUCCACGCCAGCUCCCUCAUCUGUUCUUCGAGGUCAUCUAUGGAGUCAAUAACAUCGACAAAAGCAAAGGUGGCCGAUUUGUCUUUGCGAAUGGAGACACUACUGGCUAUGCGUUUCAUGGUGACUUCCUAAACGGCUGGAAUCCGACUGUUCUUGCGACUGCUAUCAAGAAAUGCAUCAACAAUGAUAGCAUCGGAGGAGCAAUCUCCAAAUGUCCCAUCCUAGCCGCUUCACAAACACCAUACUUUAGUGACAAUUGCCCAGAGAUGGCGCCCCUGAUCGAUGAACCCAUUCGAGGCAUGAUUGAUGCCCUUCCUGGGUGCAAUAAACCUUUUGGUGGCCCUGGCAGAGCGUCCCCAGUAGUAUGUGACGCCAAGCCAGCCAUCAACAGCCUUGGAGAUGCUGGCAUCAGAUCUAUCUUCGAUCCUGCUAUAGGGGAUAAGGUCGGCUCUUGGUCUUUCGUCGGCUGUGCUCCCGAAGGCAGUGGAGGCAGAACCUUGAACAAGUAUGCUACGGCAUCAAAUAGUAUGUCUAUCGAGUAUUGCACGUCGACCUGCAAAGCAAAGGGCUACCCACUCGCUGGAAUGGAGAAUGGCCGGGAGUGUUAUUGUGCGGGAUCGCUCACAUCGGGGGCCUCAUACACCAAGGCUUCAUAUUGUGGAGGACCAGACUUUCUCACAGUAUGGAAUGACACCUCAUACACACCACCUGCAGAGCUCGUUGUGGGCCAGGCUCAAAUCUCAAAAGGCAUAGCUACAUAUUAUGGAUGCUACGCCGAGGGCAAUACUGGUAGAGCACUCUCAUCUGACAGCACGGCGGACGUGACUGGCAUGACAAACGAGAAGUGUGUUGCAUUCUGUCAGGCAGGCGGCUAUAAAUAUGCUGGCACAGAAUACUCCCAGGAAUGCUAUUGUGGCAACGAUAUUGUCAAUGGAGGCUCCAACAUUACCGAUAUAUCUCAGUGUUCGAUGCAGUGUAAAGGGAACAUAUUCAGCUACUGUGGUGCAGGCAAUCGUCUGAGCGUGUGGAAGAUCAAGCAGCCCGAUCAACCAACAGGACCAAUUACGGCACUUGAUGGUUCUGCCGUAUGGAAAGGCUGCUACACCGAUGGAGGGUCAGGCGGCCGGACACUCCCUAGUGCCAGCUUUACAGGCUCUGCCGUCUCUCUCGAUACCUGCUUUUCCUUCUGCAGCAAACUCAACUACCCCCUAUUUGGAAUGGAAUAUGGACGGGAAUGUUACUGCGGAUACUCGCCCAAGACACAGGCCACUGUUGCACCAGAUGGCGACUGCAGAAUGCCAUGUGCGGGAAAUUCCUCCCAGAAGUGUGGUGCUGGCAAUCGCAUAUCCAUCUGGAACAACACACUCUAUACUCCCACUGUCAACCUCGAGGCUCUCAACACUCCACCAAAAUACCUCGGGUGUUAUACGGAAGGGAAAGGCGCUCGCGCAUUAGGAGGUGCCAAGACAACAAACAAGAAGAUGACUCUCGAUGUCUGUUCAAAGUUUUGUUCUAGCAAAGGAUAUCCUUACUUGGGACUCGAGAACGGAGAGGACUGUUACUGCAGUAAGAAGGAGCCCUCUAAUGGUAGCGUUGAAGCCCCAGCAUCGCAGUGUAAUGUUGUCUGCAAGGGGAACAAGUCCCAGAAGUGCGGUGCAAAUCGCGACGGUGUUGGCUUUGGCAACUGGCCCACGGUUGACCAACCGAAGGAAGCAUCAACUAUGAUAUCCCGACAACUUCCAGCGUUGCUUCACCCCGAUUUUGACGACAUUGCCAUCUGCUGA